Messenger RNA from Closterium sp. NIES-65, 1989 nucleotides. The record is from the annotation of a GenBank genome assembly. Lineage: Eukaryota; Viridiplantae; Streptophyta; Zygnematophyceae; Desmidiales; Closteriaceae.
AUGGAGAACGUGAAAGAGUCGAGUGAGGAGUUUGCUCUUCAAGGUAGUAACGAGAAGCUACCGGUGACGGGAGAAGGUGACGUGGUCCUGCAGAGUCCUUAUGGAGGAAUGAAGCUUGAGCGUAUGUUGUUGGUUGAGGAUCUGAAGGUGAACCUCGUAAGUCAAGCACGGCUUGAUGAUUUGGCGUGCAAGGUAUCCUAUGAUGAUGGUAAGGUUACGGUGUUUGGUCCUAUGUUGGAGAAGUAUUCGGAUGGUUACUUCAAUGACGGUUUUUAUGAGAUGGGUUCGAUUGCAUUGAAUGACAUGGAUGAAGUGUAUGAGGAUGGUGAAUUCUAUAAGGUUGGAUUGAAGGAGAGUUCAUUCAUUGAGCUUGGUGAGAUUGAUUACACAGAAGAUGCGGCAUCUAGUCAGAAGAAGGACAUGUCAGUCAAGGAGGAGGAUGUGCUUGUGGAGAAAACGCACCGGCAAUGCUGGAGCAACGGCUGGCUCUCCCGUGCCGUCCCCCUCACCCCUCACCCCUCCCCUCAUCCCCCGCCGACACUUCCUCCCCUCCCCAAAGCCAGCAACGCUCUGCAGGAGCUGCCCGCCGUGCCGCCCACUGCUGAACCCAUUGCCCCUACCCCCUGCCUUCAACCUGCCCCUCCUCUACCCCUCUACCAUCCUUCCCAGUCCAUCUUGUGGCACGGGGGGAAUUGUGGCAUAGGGGCAAGCGUGGCAUGGGGGGAAGCGUGGCAUGGGAAGUGUGGCAUGGGGGGAAGUGUGGCAUGGGUUGAAGUGUGGCAUGGGGGGAAAUGUGGCAUGGGGGGAUGUGUGGCAUGGGGGGAUGUGUGGCAUGGGGGCAAGUGGGAUGUGUGGCAUGGGGGGUUGUGUGGCAUGGGGGGAAGUGUGGCAUGGAGGGAAGUCUGGCAUGGGGGGAAGUGUGGCAUAGGGGGAAGUGUGGCAUGGGGGGACGUGUGGCAUGGGGGCAAUGGCAUGGGGGGAUGUGUGGCAUGGGGGGAAGUGUGGCAUGGGGGGAAUUGUGGCAUGGGGGAACGUGUGGCAUGGGGGGAUAUGCGGCAUGGGGGCAAGUGUGGCAUGGGGGAUGUGUGGCAUGGGGGGAUGUGUGGUAUGGGGGGUUGUGUGGCAUGGGGGGAAGUGUGGCAUGGAGGGGAGUGUGGCAUGGGGGAAAGUGGGGAUGUGUGGCAUGGGGGCACAUGUGGCAUGGGGGGAUGUGUGGCAUGGGGGCAAGUGUGGCAUGGGGGGAUGUGUGGCAUCGGGGGAAGUGUGGCAUGGGGGGAUGUGUGGCAUGGGGGGAUGUGUGGCAUGGAGGCAAGUGUGGCAUGGGGGGAUGUGUGGCAUGGGGGCAAGUGUGGCAUGGGGGGAUGUGUGGCAUGGGGGGAUGUGUGGCAUGGGGGGUUGUGUGGCAUGGGGGGAAGUGUGGCAUGGAGGGAAGUGUGGCAUGGGGGUAAGUGUGGCAUGGGGGGAAGUGUGGCAUUGGGGGAUGUGUGGCUUGGGAGGAUGUAUGACAUGGGGGCAAGUGUGGCAUGGGGGGAUGUGUGGCAUGGGGGCAAGUGUGGCAUGGGGGGAUGUGUGGCAUGGGGGCAAGUGUGGCAUGGGGGAUGUGUGGCAUGGGGAAAUGUGUGGCAUGGGGGGUUGUGUGGCAUGGGGGCAAGUGUGGCAUGGAGGGAAGUGUGGCAUGGGGGGAAGUGUGGCAUAGGGGGAAGUGUGGCAUUGGGGGACGUGUUGCAUGGAAGGAUGUGUGGCAUGGGGGCAAGUGUGGCAUGGGGGGAUGUGUGGCAUGGGGGCAAGUGUGGCAUGGGGGGAUGUGUGGCAUGGGGGGAUGUGGGGCAUGGGGCAAGUGUGGCAUGGGGGGAUGUGUGGCAUGGGGGGAAGUGUGGUAUGGGGGGAAGUGUGGCAUGGAGGGAAGUGUGGGUACAUACGAAGAGGCAUGAGUGCGUGGGUGCACUACAAUCAUGUCACAGACACACCAAGGCUUCUCUCCAGCCCUGA